Messenger RNA from Aspergillus puulaauensis, 333 nucleotides. Its product is annotated as DUF3759 domain-containing protein. NCBI's taxonomy places the organism in Eukaryota, Fungi, Ascomycota, Eurotiomycetes, Eurotiales, Aspergillaceae. The record is from RefSeq and is a predicted model, not a curated record. Bases 1 to 333 code for a protein of 110 amino acids. The transcript is spliced from 3 exons.
AUGGGUUUCUUCGACGACGACUCUCACCAGGCCCGCGCCCACCAGGAAUACCACAACCUCGACCACGCCAACGAGGAGCACAAGUCCAAGUUCAGCCACGAGCUGGUCUCCGGUGCUGCCUCCUGGGAGGCCAUGCGUGCCUACGAGCACCACUGUGAGAAGAACGGCAAGCCCCAGAGCCACGCCCACGCCAAGGAGCUCCUCGCUGGUUUCGCUGGAGCUUUCGUCGAUAAGGAGGUCGAGAGCAAGGGCCUUGACUUCAUCGACAAGGAGAAGGCUAAGCACCAUGCCAAGCAGCAGGUUGAGGAGGCUUCUCGCCGCGAAUACUACUAA